Messenger RNA from Acanthochromis polyacanthus (spiny chromis), 6197 nucleotides. RefSeq lists its product as uncharacterized. The record is from RefSeq and is a predicted model, not a curated record. Bases 187 to 5565 code for a protein of 1792 amino acids. NCBI's taxonomy places the organism in Eukaryota, Metazoa, Chordata, Actinopteri, Pomacentridae. The transcript is spliced from 34 exons.
GUGUAGCUUGCAGCUCUGUGCACCAACAGACAGAUCAGGUCAAGUCAGCAGAAAGGAGACUUGUACAGAAUCUCAACAACUACUUUCUUAGUCAUUGUCAAAACAAGGAUCAUGGCUGAAGUACAUUUUUUUCUCCUUCUGAGUCUGGAAUAGAGCUAGGUUUCUAGUUCAGCUGACACAUUAACAAUGCUACGGACCUGCAUGUGCAUGUGGUUCCGGUGUCUGUGCUGGAUAUUUGCUUCUGUGUGGCCAAUUGUGGUUCAAGGAAACAUCUCCAGUCAACACAACCAGGAGAGGCUACCCUGCCAGCCAGGUUUCUACUGCCCUUUGGGAAGCCUCUCUCCAGUCCCCUGUCCUAAGGGAACGUAUGGGCCAACUGCUGGAGCUGUGUCCUUGGACUUCUGUCUAAAGUGCCCUCCUCAUCACUUCUGCCCCAGACAGGGCUUGUAUGCCUCCCUGCCCUGUGGUCCUAUGGCUCAACAGCCUCUGUCUGGCCAGAACACCUGCACCUGCACAGGAGAGGGACAGACUUUUCAGAUCAGUGAUGGCCGUUGCCACUGCACUAUUGGUUACCAACCCACCACUAAUGGAGAUGUGUGUGUGCAACAACUGUACAAUAUCUGCAGAGAUGGAAAAUCCCGCACACAACAUGGAGACUGUUUUGACAGAUAUCAGUGGUCACUUCACUGCAAACAGCAGGUGUGCCAAACUGCAGAGGACUACCAGGGUUAUGAUGGGGAACUGGGACUGUGUAUUUGUAGAGAGCCUCCGGGCAGAGCUGCAUGCGGACGCCUGUGCAGGAGCAAGCCAGCUACUGAACUGAAGCUCCAGUGCCAAUCUAACGGAGAAAUGGAGCUGGUAUGGAGUUAUGACAGCCAGGUUUCGAGCGUCUCAGGCAGUGUGCUGGUGACGCUUUUUAAACAGUGGGACUCUCAGGGGAAUCUACAGUGCAACAAUCACCUCAGCUCCUCACGUCCUGUCUACAUUGUUCAGACAACAGAGGCAGGCUUCCUCGGCCUCCUCAGCGGCCUCCCAAAGGAACUUCAACAACUGUUUCCUGACACAGCACAGUGGGACUCUCACAUCUCAGCUGAGAACGACUAUGACUCUUUGUGGGAGGCAAACGAUGCUGAAAAUAUCAGUCAACCAGACAGAGAAAUAGAUUCCAGAAGAGAUGUUAAGGAAGAAGGGAGAAAAUCAAGUGUGACUGGAGUUCUGAACCCAACAACAUGUCUCCAUCUGGGUGAUUCUAUACUGUUUACUGUCGACACACAUCACUACCCUCAGUAUGAUGUUGACAACUUAUACAACACAAACAGGGACUUUGCCUGGGGUGCGUUCAGGCAUCUAAAAGAGGAGCUGACACUAUCUUGGACUCCUCCCAGCUUCUUUUCGGUGAUCUUUAGCCAGCCUGGAGUUUACGUUUUUAGUCUGAGCAGCAAUCAGCACAAACACUUGUACGUGCGAGUAAUGCCUGCAGGCGGCCAGUGUUAUGAGCCUGGCCCCUUCUUCCCUACCAUUCCUUGGCACGUGACCAGGUUGGGAAUCAGUAAGAGACGUAACUUGUUACUCAGACCUGAUUGGCUGGUGACCGGAGGAUUGCUUUUUGGAGCUGUGGUCAUCCUCUGUAUAUGUGUCACACUGCUGAUCCUGUUCCGUGAAUAUGGAUGGCCGGAGAAGGAGCCAAUCAAAGCACGAUAUCGCUUGUUGCAGCUGUCCUACCAAAUGGACGACUACUCAUCAAAAGGUUCAAGGGUGAUCUCACUUAGAAAGACUCACCGAAACCAACAAGCCAGAAUGACACAAGACUCCAUUCAACCAGUCUGUACAGACACCUUGGAGGAGUUCUGGGAUUACGAGCACCAGGUGGAUCUGGAGGCUUUCAGCAGCAACACCUUCUACAGCCUCCUGCUCAAACAGAGCCUGUCUGUCACCACACGGCUGGGACAGCUCACCACCGAGGUAAAGGAGCUUUACCAGGGAGUUCUCGGAAAGCUGCAGUUACUCCACCCACGCCUGAUCUCUGAGGAGAGGAUGGGGGAGGGUUAUGAGAGGCUGAGGAGGGAGACUGAGAGAGAGGUGGUGCGACGAAAGUCUUUGGCCUCACAGAUAAGGACUCUUCUUGACAGUCAGCUGCAGGUUCUGAGGGGGGAGCAGCAGGCCCAGCAGAGGGUCCACGGUGUGUUCACAUCUCAGCUCAGAGAAUGCACCAGACUACUAUCCAAGCUUUAUAACAACAACCAGUCAUCCUCUGAACUGCAUCAGCAAACGUUGAUUCAGAGGCUAACCCGUCUGGUGGAUGAGACGGGGGAGCUGGUGUCAGCAGAGUGCCAUCGUCAGGGGGCCUGGGGGCUGUUGGGUGAAGGUACGGGGGCCAAGCUGCUCUGCCCUGACACUGGAGCCGUCCUGACCAAAGACGACAUCUUUGGUCCUGAUGGGUCCCUGCGUGUCUCUCGAGCUGUUCACUGUGAUUCAGUCACAGGCCUCAUAAGGCCAAAUGCUCACACCCACAUGUUGCUGAGCAGCGGCCACACCAUGGCCGUACCGCCUGAUUUCUUCCUUCACCCACAGACUGGCAGGGUUAUGCCCAUUGCUGGUAAUGUGGCCUAUGAUCCUAUCAGCUCUACGUUGGUGUUCACCACUGACCUUUGCUCAGGUGAUGACAGGAAGUGGGACAGCCCUCUCCUUCCUUUCAUUCCUUACCCAACAUCCUGCCACUCAGACCGGCCUCUCCCCAGCGCUCGGCUCAGAGGCCUCCAUCCGGGCCAGAGGCUGCAGCUGGGCAUUCCCAUGGCAGACCCAGACACAGGGGUCCCAGUGCCCAUUCUGGCAGCAACCAUCCACCCCCAGACUGGACUAGUGUACCCGCUGGGGCGGGUGCAUGUUUGCCCCCUCACCCGUUUGCCACAACCCAUACAGAUUGGUUACCCCAUGCUGGACUCCAGGACAGGGAAUGUUGUGCUAACUGUUGGGGUCAGUUUAGAUCCAGUAACAGGAGAUGUGCUGCCAGUAGGUGGCGUUUUGCUGGCCGAGUCCUUCAUUGAGCCGCUGAGUGGGCGGAUGGUGAGACUAGGAGGAGCCAGUAUCCGGGCUGGACAGCUGAUGCCAAAUGCAGGAGGAUACCAAACUUUACUGAACUGCAAGGUUCUGGCAGUGAUGUUCAAAAUUUUGGAUCUCCUGAAACCACUAACCGAGGAGUGGGGUUCAGAUCUAAAUCUGCAACAUCUGCAGUCCCAUCCUGGCAGCGAGAGAGGGAGUGGCCGACAAGAUCAUCUUCUUGCUGCAGCUAAAGAGCUCCAGCAGGCCUGGAGGAGGAGCCUGCACUGUCAUCUGCAGCUGCAGACCAGGCUGGAAAUACUGCUAGACUGGGCAGUGAGUCUCCAGCAGGAUGGAGGGAUGCUGGGAGAGAUGCCGCUGCCAGGGUCAGAUAUGAGUGUUCCAGCUCUGCUUGGGAUGGACUACCCUGAUCCCAUGGGAUCUGGUCUGAGUGUACCAGUGCUGGGGUGUCAGAAUGACCUUGUCUCUGGGAAUAUAAUACCGCUGGCAGGGACCAUGGAGGACCCAGAUGGAAAAGGUCUGAUGGCGAUCCGUUAUGGAUCUCAGACUGUUGAUCCAGUGACGGGGCUGUUGGCGCCGGUGGUUGGAGCAAGGCUGGAUGUGUCUAAAAAAACCGUUGUCCCUGUUACAGCUUCAUACUGGCUAAUGGUGGCAGAUCAAACUGAUAGCAUGCAGGUAGAGGCGCUGCAGAGGGAGGUGUGUGCACGAAACACUUACUGGCAGCAGCAGAGGCAGCGGGAGGAAGAUAUUCUUACUGAUCUGGAUUCAGCUCUAUUCCAGUGUCUCUUUAGAGCCACAGAAGCAAACUCUCAUCAGGUCCAGUGGUCUGGGAGGCAGCUGAAGGAAGCAGCCGUGGAGCUGCAGGAUUCAGCACAGACAGAAGCCCAGAGGAGAGUGGUUCAGCACUCCCACUUGUCUCUGAUUCUGCCUCCGCAUGUAUUACGCGUCCUCACGUUGGGUGACGAGGAGGAAUGGGAUCAACAGUGUGUUUGGCACUCAGAGCUUACGUCUGGCCUUGAUAAGGCGGAUGUGUGUGUGGAUCAGCUGCAACAAGACCAAGAAAAAUGGACGACACAGGCAGGAGACUGGCCAACACACGUCCAUGCUACGGACAGAGAGCUGAGACAGAGAGAGUUGUGGGAGCAGUGUUGUUCCAGGCAGUCUGAGUUGGAGGCUGCUCUAAAUGCGCUGCACUUCGUCAGACACCUUUCUCAGCUCCGUGCCGACACUGCUCAGGCACUACUGUGUGGGAAUUUUUGGUUCAAGGAAUACGGUCUGGUUCAGUGCAGUGGAAACAGACCAAAUGUGAAGGUCGUGGGUUUGCUCCAACAGAAGGCUUUGCCUCUGCUUGAGAGGCUGAACCAGCUCCUGGAAGAAAAACAACCGACCAGCUUCUCCCCCAACACUUGCAAUCAGCACACCUCUGGUUUGUCAACAAAGCAGAUCUAUGGAAUGGAAAUAGCCUCUCGAGUCUGGACAGCGUCUGUGCCUGUGGUGAAAGGAAUUUCCACCCAGUCUUUGAGGGAGCCUGUCAAUGUAGCUCAGUCCCAGGACACUGGUUUACAGGCCAGCUCAGCACAGACACACAACUCACAAAGACACACUGCUUCUUCCGGCAUUCACUCUGAGGGGAGUCAGCAGAUGAAGGAAUCUACUCAGUCUGUACAUAUCACCGUCCCCGCAAUCUCAGAGGAGCAGUGGACAAGACUGCUGGAGCUUUCGCCUCUGUUCCAGCUGCUGAAGGGGGUGGAGCUGCAGCUGAAGGGCUGGGCCUGUAAGGCAGGGGUUCAUAGUGGAGAGUUUGCUGAUAGAGGUAAAAGUUUCUUAGAUGUCCUUGAUGCUCAGUGGGAAUGUGAAGGAGAGCUCAUCCCUUUGGACCUGUCAGUCCUGAAGCCCAGAGAGUUCCUGGUCUACCAGCAUGGACUAUUCCUGAUGCACACACUGCAUAAUCUGAAACUGACUCCAGCCAUUUCUCUUCAGAUAGCAGCGAGUCUUCCAAACAACAACUACUUCAACAACGCCUUCAGAAAUUCCUUUUUUUAUCAGGAAGCAGAAGAGACGCUGUUUGUCCGUCGCCAGAGGCUCCAGUCAGUUGGAGGCUUCUCUCUUCUGCUCCUCCAUUGUCUGUCCCAUGUCAAAGUUCAAGAUAUGAGCUCUGACUCCAGUCCUGCAUUCCAGAGGCUUUUCUUUAAGACGCUACAGGAAAGCUUGGGCGAGCUGUUUCACGCCAGACUCGGCAUACCUUCCUCUGCACAGGAAGCCAGUGUGUGUGUUUGGUUUCAGGACCAAGAGGCUGCCCAAGGCGAUUUAAAGGAGGCUUGGUCAGACUCUCGUGCUGCCUCCCUGCUGCACAGGCUUCACAAACCAAGCAGAGGAUUGCUGUCAGAGGAUGAAGUUGAGAAGCUUAAGAAGAAGCACAGAGAGACAUCUGUGUUCUACCAUCUUGAGAGACUAUUGAGAGAAAAGAGUUCUGAAGUUGCAGAAAAAGACGAAGACCAUACUGAGUAAACAUCUUUCUGUGCUGUUUCUGUGUCUCUGGAGACCUUCAAAAUUCAGAUCUUAUAAAGGAAUAAACAAAGCGAAACAAAUAGAGACUAAAAUGCUCCAAAUUGCCACCUGGUGCCAAAAAAAAAUAAAUUAAAAAGUGGAAAAAGUGUUUACAAGUCAAAAGGAGUUGCGCAAACAGAAAUAUUUAACAGAAGGGCAAUGAAACUUAGCACUAACCACUAUCGGAUUAUUAUAUUUUUAGUUAGUUUGGGAGGGUGUUUCAGUGAAUUACUACAACUUUAACCAUAAACAGAUUUCUAAGUCUAACCUUCAUCUCAUAAAACACAUUUUCUGUCAUCAGUACAUAAUUUUUCAUAUGUAUUAUAUAUCAUUUUGUCAAAUAAAAUAUGACAAACUAAACUAUAAUAUUUAUAUUCACAAGCCAAGAUUUAUGAGUUUUGACUUGCUCUGUCCAGUAGUUUAAAAGAGCAGAUGGUGGUUUUAAUCAUUCUCCUAUGUUGUUAUAAAUUUGCAUUUUGUGUGAAGAAAUUCCUCCAAAUAGUGUAAAGAAAAUGUAAUUCUGAGUCAAUACAUCAUCAUGUAUGCAAUACCUGACUCUACAUUAAAUCUGUUAACAUUGUGGUAUCCACUUU